Halichondria panicea is the source of this 1598-nucleotide messenger RNA. RefSeq lists its product as uncharacterized. The record is from RefSeq and is a predicted model, not a curated record. The transcript is spliced from 7 exons. Bases 156 to 1478 code for a protein of 440 amino acids. Lineage: Eukaryota; Metazoa; Porifera; Demospongiae; Suberitida; Halichondriidae.
UAUGAGUGUCCACCCAACAAGAAGCUGAUGAUCUCCUGUUUCUCCAAGCUGACUCGUCUCCCAAGAGAUCUGGUUCAAAGAGUAUCUAUGAAUGGCAGAAGGUACCAGAGGGCAGGUCUGAGUUUACUCCAGGAGGGAACAAGGGGACAUUAACGAUGGUCACACGAUUGAAAAAGUUUUUCAAAAUUGGCCAGAAAAAGAGAGGCGUGAGUAACAGUAACCUCUACACUGUCAGAGUUUACCGGUCUCCUCUACACACAACUGGGGACAGAAUGGCUCUUGUCAUUGUCAGCUUCUUCCAUCGACUUUUUUUUGAUUUCUUACAGAAGUUUGAGGCUGACGUCCUUCCCCAAGAAUAUCCACUCUUGUCAACUAGCCCUGCUCACCGGACCAUCAAACAACCUCUCUGCUUUGUCAAAGUUGAUGCAGUACUGGAACUUGUUUGUGACCCAACCUGGAGGAGUGUGCCUGACCAGAAAAUGAUCUCCCGAGAUGAAGUGGACCUACCAGUGAUUGGUCAGUUCUUGCCAGAGGAGCUUCACUGCUACCCACCCAGGAUAGUGUGUCGGUUCUUCCCUGAGCAAGGAGCUGUCUCCACCACAUGCACUCUCUCACUGCAUGGCUUUGACAAACCAGUCAGUGUGGAUAUGGCACUCCUCACUCCUCAGAGAUCAGUGGACACUAGACAACUGAAGGAAGCUACUGAAGGACUGAGGAGAACAGUUAGUGAGAUGACCACCUCACAGAUUGGAUGUACUGUGGAGAGUGUACUGUUACUGGUGGUGAAAAUGACAACAGCACUUCAGUCAUCUUCUUUGAGUGAGCUGGCAGCCCACACUGACUCCAUACUGGCAGAGAUAGCGUCUGUCGUUGUAGUAACCAGGAGGGCUGUCAAUGAGUGCUCAAUACAGAGCAUCAGUGAGAACAUUGCAGCCAGUCUCUCUAAGAUGGAGACUUUAUCUCACCAGCUUUGUCUAGUGGCCAAGGUCAAACUCAAACACUGUCAAAGUGAGAAGCUACUAAACGCGCGUCUCCACAAUAUCGAGUGUUUGAGCUUCCUCUUAUUCAAUGUUACAGACCAGUCAGAGGAGACAGCUGCUCUUGUUGACCUGGUUGAGAAUGGAGCAAAUCUGUUGAGAAGUGUGGACUCUCUACUCAAGGACAUUCAUACACUCAGUGGAUUCAGUGGUAACGCUGGGUACAAUGUGCUAGUGAGGUGCAGUGAGAAGAUAGUCGAGUCACUCUCCCAAGAGCCCAAAGCCGUAGCUGUUCGUUUGCUAUCAGUCGGACUCAUCACUGAGCGUGUGUUGCAAGAGACUAACCAACUGAACGAGAUCAAUGCUGACAAAGCCAACAGAUUGUUCACUGCCCUGCUGGGUGUGGUCAAACACCACCCCCACAAGUACCAUGAGUUUGUCUCCACUCUCAAACUCAACCCACUGCACACUGAUUUGAUCAGAGAAUUAGAUAGUAAGUAGUCAACAACAUGCCGUGUACGUGCAUGUGUACUCUUGAUUUACAUGACAUUGAAAUUUGCUACUGUUGUGUUUUUACCGAUCGCUGUGUCCUUACAUAUAUUACACAUUGAGUAUUUUGAA